This is a messenger RNA of Hyaloscypha bicolor E, 769 nucleotides long. RefSeq lists its product as uncharacterized. Lineage: Eukaryota; Fungi; Ascomycota; Leotiomycetes; Helotiales; Hyaloscyphaceae. The record is from RefSeq and is a predicted model, not a curated record. The transcript has 2 exons. The coding region runs from base 272 to 679 and encodes 135 amino acids.
AGGACUGCAUCAAAUGCAUAGUGAGCCAGUCUUCCGACCUUCCCCCACAAACCAAAUGUUAGUAAAUUGAGGAGCUGAGCUGAUUAGGUUCCAGCCGUGGAGACUUGCAACUCUGAGGGAACUGACAACCAUAUUUGCGGGCUGGGCCUGGCUGGGCUUGGCUUGGCUUGCUGCUUCAGGGUGGCAAGUGGGCAGCGAGAACUCCUUCCCAAGAUGAUUAUUGCGGUGGGAUGGGUUGGUUUGGAUGUUACAGUGCUGGGUGUGCUGAUGGAUGAGUAGGGUCAGUCAGGUGCAUGGCGGCGACGAGAGAGGUUCUGGUGGCUCGAGGUUGCAAGGAGCAACCGACAAAUGGCCUCAGGCCGAAACAAGGCAGCGACCGCCCACCGCUGCUGCCCAGUGCCCGAUAAGCGAUUCGGCCCUUGGACGGUUGGACCACCCUCGCCACCAAAAAACCCUGGCCGCGCCCCCCCCCCUGGCAGCUCAGCCCAACCAAACCAAAGAAAGGCUCUCCCAACGAGCGUGGGCUGCUGAGUGGGGUGGGGUGCCAUGCUGGAGCUGUUCUUUUCUUUUUGCUUGUAAAAGCUCUCCUCUUGCAUCGCAGCAGACCCUUCACGACCAGGGCAUCUGCAAGAGAAUUCCCUCACGCCUCGUGAGUUGCUUUGCUUCAGCCGCUUUUUAACCUCAUCUUCUUCAUCUGCUGCUCAGUCCUCCCAUCCUCACUCAAUUGGAAACGCUUGUGGUAAGAAGGUCGCCAGUUCCCCGUUUGUUU